UGCAGGGAGGAGCCUCGCUCGCAGACCCGAGCAUGAUGCCGGCUGCUGGCGCGGGGGACCCCGAGGGCACCGCGGCUCCCGCUGAGGGGAACCCCGGGCUGGGAGCGCCCGUGGCACGGGCGGGCUGUCACCCUGCAGCAGCCCAGGACAAGUUCUUCUUCAUCAAAGGUGGAAUUUUUCUAGGUACUGUUGCUACUGCAGGAAUGAUAGCUGGUUUUGGUACAACACUUGCUAUGGCUAAAAAGAAAAACCCCAACUGGUUCAAUAAGGGUAUUACUGCCACAGCUGCACUACCAGAGAAUGGUUCAUCGCUGGCCUUACGAGCCUUGGGGUGGGGUUCGCUGUAUGCCUGGUGUGGAGUUGGGCUGAUCAGUUUUGCCAUCUGGAAGGCUUUGGGAGUUCACAGUAUCAAAGAAUUUCAUAAUAAAAUGCAAUCAAUAUUUCCAGCAAUUCCUAAAAGUGCAGAGCACUCGGUCGAAUGGGAAGACUUACUGAAAUCCAAAUGAAGGCGCAGAAAAGAUUCAGAAUUGUAUGCUUCAGUGGGAAAGACUGCAGAACUUGUGGGAAAAUCCCAUCUAAAAAAAUAAGAAAGAAAAUCAGACUGAUUUGAAGGCAUGGAAGUGAGCAAAUUAGUGACUGCUGAACAUGGGGACGGCAGUUAUUAUUUUAACCGCAAGAAAAUAGUUAUGUUUUUGCUGUUACUUUUUCAGCAUUGUCAUUAGAGUUGAAUUGUGGAGAAAAGAACCUUAUGGGAUACCUUGAAAGAAGAAUAUAAUUGUAUGAGAACGUGUUUCAGUAAAACAAAAAUCAAACAAGAAACUGAUCUUGAGUGGAUAUUUACAAUAAAAUAUAGUUGCAAACACUUA
Molecule: messenger RNA, 866 nt
Organism: Malaclemys terrapin pileata
Lineage: Eukaryota; Metazoa; Chordata; Testudines; Emydidae
Gene: TMEM242
Product: transmembrane protein 242
Exons: 4
Coding region: 33-506 (157 amino acids)
Source: RefSeq, a predicted model, not a curated record